Messenger RNA from Eucalyptus grandis, 1215 nucleotides. Its product is annotated as protein STRICTOSIDINE SYNTHASE-LIKE 12-like. Gene Ontology annotation, biological process: biosynthetic process. Gene Ontology annotation, molecular function: strictosidine synthase activity. The record is from RefSeq and is a predicted model, not a curated record. Lineage: Eukaryota; Viridiplantae; Streptophyta; Magnoliopsida; Myrtales; Myrtaceae. The transcript is spliced from 4 exons. Bases 1 to 1215 code for a protein of 404 amino acids.
AUGGCGGUCGUUUCUAGCUUCAGAUCAGCUAUGGCAAGCGCCAUCGCCGCCUUCCUUCUCUUUGCAUUGCCUUCGGCAAUUGCCGUGACUGUCUUCACGACUCUCUCGUUGCCGCCAGUAACCGGAGGCCCCAAAUCCGUAGCCUUCGACCUCCGCGGAGGGGGGCCCUACACUGGCAUCUCUGACGGCAGAAUUGUGAAGUACACUCCACCUCUCGGCUUCAUUGGUUUUGCCUUCACCGCAGGAAUUCAGAACAAAACGUUCUGCGACGGGAGAAAUGCAACGGCGAACGCGACGGUGGGGUUGAUCUGCGGGAGGCCGUUAGGGAUUGCGUUCAACAGCACUGAGUUUCUCUACAUCUGCGACGCUUACCUGGGGCUUUACGUGGUCAGCCCUCUCGGAGGGCAAAGACCCCGCUCGCUUCUUCUGCCGAAGGCUCACCGAUCCGCUUCUGUCAUGGCUUGGACGUCGAUCCUAAUACCGGCGUGGUCUACUUCACAGAUGCUAGUGCCAAUUAUCUGCUCAGCUGCCCUGAAUAGGAACAGUACCGGAAGGCUGCGGAGAUUUGACCCGAGAACCGGACAAGUUACCAUGCUGGCGAGGGGGCUUUCAGGCCCUGGUGGCAUCGCCGUGGCCAGCGACAGCUCCUUCGUCCUCGUCACUGAGUUCAUCGGCGGCACUGUCAAGAAGUUCUUCCUCACCGGCCUGAGCGCCAACACAUUCCGGACCUUGCUAAAUGUUCCGUCCCCGAGCACCAUCAGGAGAACCACGGGAGGAGAGUUUACCGUUACAGAGAGGGUCCGGGCCUUCACGCACAGAGCGCUGAGGAUCGACGCGAAUGGGACGGUGAUGGCGAACGUGUCCGUCGGUGGCCCUUACAACGACGUUACCGUCGUCACCGGAGUUCAAAUCUACGGUCUCAAUACCACCCAAGCCAUCCUGGGUGGUGACAUAAUCAGAAGGCUACUGAGAUUCAACCUGAGGAUCGGGCAAGUCACUGUGUUGGCCAUGGGGCUUUUGGGUCCUGGUGGUGUCGCCAUGGCUAACGACAGUUCCUACCUCCUCAUCACCGAGUUUGUCUCCGGCACAGUCAAGAAGUUCUUCCUCACCGGCCCGAGGGCCAACACGACUCAGACCUUGUUAAACAACGUCCCAAUCGCGAGCAGCAUCAAGAGGACCCCUCAAGGAGAGUUUACCCUGACGGAGACUGUCUAG